Molecule: messenger RNA, 4959 nt
Organism: Candoia aspera
Lineage: Eukaryota; Metazoa; Chordata; Lepidosauria; Squamata; Candoiidae
Gene: SLC1A1
Product: solute carrier family 1 member 1
Exons: 12
Coding region: 402-1991 (529 amino acids)
Biological process (GO): L-glutamate transmembrane transport
Cellular component (GO): plasma membrane
Molecular function (GO): L-glutamate transmembrane transporter activity; glutamate:sodium symporter activity; L-cysteine transmembrane transporter activity
Source: RefSeq, a predicted model, not a curated record
GGCACCUUUACCCGAGGCGGCUGAGCGUGGCAGAGGAGAGAGGGCGCGCGCGCAUCAGAGCUUCCUCUCCGCCUCUGCGUCUAGCACUCCCAGAUAGCAGCAGAAGCAGAUGAGACCCGCAGAGCUGCGAACGCGCUCUGCCACCGCGAGCACGGCGUAACACUUCACGACCCCACGCGCGCACCCAGACACACACUCACACACACACACACGCACGCACGCACACGCACUCGAACCCGACAGCAGCCCGGAGAGGGUGAGCAACAGCCUUUCUGGCGUUGACGCCGCAGCCCCUGCGGUCCUUCACCUGCCCUCCACCGCGCCCCCCAGAUCGCUCCGUGCCUCCUGACUUCCCGCCUGCCUCGCGCGCCUCUUUUCGGCGGCGACUAAGUGGAGACACCAUGGGGAAGGAGCCGCUGGGUAAAAAAGAGGGAUGCGACUGCAAGCGAUUCCUGAAGAACAACUGGCUGCUUCUCAGCACCAUCCUAGCCGUGGUUCUGGGCAUAGGACUAGGACUUGCUGUUCGGGAAUAUGGAAAGCUCUCCAAUCUGGACAAAUUUUACUUUGCAUUUCCUGGAGAAGUUCUGAUGAGAAUGCUCAAACUCAUCAUAUUGCCAUUAAUUAUAUCAAGCAUGAUAACAGGUGUUGCUGCACUGGACUCCAGUGUUUCUGGAAAGAUUGGCCUGCGAGCAGUUGUGUACUACUUCUUCACUACUGCCUCAGCUGUAAUUUUAGGGAUUGUAUUGGUUGUGACUAUCAAACCAGGAGUAUCUCAGAAAGCUGAUGAAAUUGACAGAGUGGGUAGCACACCGGAAGUGACUACAGUGGAUGCUAUGUUAGACUUGAUUAGAAAUAUGUUCCCAGAAAAUCUUGUACAGGCCUGCUUUCAACAGUAUAAGACCAAACGCGAAGAAAUAAAAAACCCAAAUGGAGAUAAAAAUGGAACUUUUCCUACAGAUGAACCAAUCACAGCUAUAAUGCCAACGGAGACUUCGCAGAACAAAACUAAAGAAUACAAAAUAGUGGGCAUGUAUUCUGAUGGCAUUAAUGUGCUCGGAUUGAUAGUCUUUUGUCUUGUCUUCGGAAUUGUUAUUGGGAAAAUGGGAGAAAAAGGACAAGUGCUGGUGGACUUUUUCAAUGCCCUGAAUGAUGCCACAAUGUAUAUAGUUCAGAUAAUUAUGUGGUAUAUGCCUUUAGGCAUUUUGUUUUUGAUUGCUGGAAAGAUAAUAGAAGUUGAAGACUGGGAGAUUUUUCGCAAAUUAGGUCUUUAUAUGGCUACUGUAUUGAGUGGACUUGCAAUCCAUUCUGUUGUAAUUCUACCUCUAAUAUACUUAAUCAUAGUCCGGAAAAAUCCAUUUAAGUUUGCCAUAGGUAUGGCUCAAGCACUUUUGACAGCACUCAUGAUUUCUUCCAGUUCAGCCACUUUACCCGUAACUUUUCGCUGUGCAGAAGAAAAAAACCAUGUUGACAAGAGAAUUACUCGAUUUGUUUUACCAGUUGGAGCAACAAUAAACAUGGAUGGGACCGCACUGUAUGAAGCAGUGGCUGCUGUUUUUAUUGCACAGCUUAAUGACUUAGAGCUAGACAUUGGCCAAAUAGUGACAAUUAGUGUGACAGCAACAGCCGCCAGCAUUGGAGCAGCAGGGGUACCACAGGCUGGCCUGGUUACCAUGGUGAUUGUGCUGAGUGCAGUGGGAUUGCCAGCUGAAGAUGUUACCCUCAUUAUUGCAGUGGACUGGCUUCUGGAUCGAUUCAGAACAAUGGUAAAUGUUCUUGGUGAUGCCUUUGGAACUGGCGUUGUGGAGAAACUCUCCAAAACGGAACUGGAGCAGACAGACACCAUCUCUGAAGUUAACAUAGCGAAUCCUUUUGCUUUGGAAACAACAGUGCUUGACAGUGAGGAAAAAGAGACAAAGAAAUCCUAUGUGAAUGGAGCUUUUGCCGUGGAUAAGUCUGACACCAUAUCGUUCACCCAGACAUCACAGUUCUGAAGUUGAUUGACUGAUGGGGGGCCACACUGGAUUAAAGGACAUGAGAGACCCUAAGUCAAUCCAUCUCUUGGACUCAUCACACUGUUGAUUCCUCAUGCUGUUCUUUGUCUUCUGCCUGUAUUCCUACAGGCAUACAGAGAGAAGGGGAAAAAAAUCUCUCACAAGCUCUGUCUCCCUAGCCACUCAGAAACAGAAAACACAGCUAUUCUGUUCCUCCUGUUGUACAGGCUGUCCAAACCAUAUUUCCCCACACCUGAGAACAUGGCCUCUUUCUUCCCAGUCAUUCGAUGAGGGGCAGCCAGCAUGUUCAGAGCUGUGGAGAUUUCUUCAGGAUCUCCAAUACAGAAAUAUAGGUAUAUUCUCAAGCCUAGUUAUGUUCUCAGAAAAAUUUGUACUAUCAUAGUAGAGAAUGUACAGUAGCAGUCUAAGAUUCUCCAGCAGCACCUGUGUAAGAUUCUGAAAUGAAAUCUUUUAGCAAGGUUCAGAGGAUAAAUGUAUUCCUUUGAGAUAGACACUCCAGAUUUUCUUUGGCUCGUAGCUGUUGCUGCAUUUGGUCAUUGUGGGCAGAUAUAUGAAAAAGACAGGUUAUAAAAAUAUGUAUCUUUUAAACAGCUGUGUCAUAUUUCUAAGGAUUCUAGAUGUCUGCUUACAAUGACCAUACCCAGAAGUCGGAACAAUGAGCUGGAGACAAGCUAUUUAUGAGGAAUAAAACAGUAUUUCCAGAUAAGCAAUUCCAUGCAUGGAAUUAUUUUUUAAAAAGAUAUCCUUAUUAUUCUUAUGUUUCAGUUGCUACUGAGACAUUUCUCUUCAAACUGAUUCUGUGCAAAAUAUCUAUUCCGAUAGCUAAUUACCUAUUUAAACUAUUAAACUAUUAAAAAGAAGGAUAGUUCUGGAGUAAGUGUGAAGUUUUUGAAAAUGUAUGUGUAUUUUUAAACAUAAAUUAUUGUUGAAAUUGGAAAUUAUUACUUGAGAACUUCAUAUUUUCAUUUCCAUUAUAAAUUAUACUUAUGACAUAGUGGAACUUCUUGAGCUAAGCCAAUCACAACAGCUUUGCAGCAAAUGAAACUCUAAUAAUUUAGUUUUUGUGUCCUGGCUUCAGCGAAGGGAGAAAAUGUUCAUGCAACUGGCAAGCAAAGUGCAGGCAUAAUGGGGGCGCUUGGGGGCAAGGCUUGCAGAGGUGCUGGGUAGAAAUACACACACCAUGGCAGGAGGGGAGUGUUUUAGGAGCAAUACAUUUGCAGUGAGGCUUGUAAGAACAUCAGGAAGGCUUGUCUGGAGAGAUGGCAACAAACAGAUAGGGGGAGGCGACAGAAGAGGAGUUGCAAAAGCAGGACAAAGAGCGUGUGUGUGCACGACAGUUUACUAGAGGCUGAGGAAAAGACAUAAUCCUAGCAGACAGUCUGUAAUCCAAUACCACACGAUAGCUUGAAAAGUAGUGAGGGGUGAGCCAGAGACUUGAUCAGAAACAUGCCGAGGUCAAAGCGAAGCAGGAGUCAAGAACAGGAAUUCACAGAGCACAAAGCCAGAUGCCAAAGUUGCUUCCAGCAACGGAAGGCCCUGCUCAAGGGUUGCCAAUAAUGAGGCACUGGGCUUGCUUGUAGAGUCAGAAUCUUACUGCUUGCUAGUGAGGUGCUUACUUCGCCAGGUUGCAGGAUUGUCAGGCCAGGGAAGUUUGCCCUGCUUCUUGGCACCCAUGUUAGCUAAAGAACGAUCAGUGCUGGCUGAGGAGGGGCCUGAGAGGGUAUCAGUGUUGGAUUCAGUGGCUGUUGAAUCCCUUGGUACAGCACCCAGUGGGACCUGAUCCACCCGCAUCUUGGAGCCUGGCUCUGAGGCCAUGACAAUCGUUUUCCUCAUUUAGUAAUCUCCUUUUGGAAGCUGUAAGACACAAUUUUAGAGCUCUCUGUUUGAUAGAGAUGAAAGGAUGCAUUUCAUAGGGACACAAGCAAACUUUAAUUUCUUCUCUUUCCUACAGUCUCCUGCCCACUCUGAAAAUCUGCUCCAAAAGGGUCCCAAUCCCUCAUGUUCCAUUGGAGAUGGUCUAACUGAAUACAAGCCAAACUGCACAGCUAUUCAUUGAAUGGCUUAGAGAAAGUGUAUGUUUUUAAAGUACUGCAUCUACUAUACCUGAUUCACUGCAUGCUGUUUGUUUGCUUCUUCAUUUAAUCUUACAAUUGAAUCUGAAAGCUUGCAGUGCCAAAAUACAGGUCUCAUGACCAAGAAGCGGACUUCUGGUUGAUUACAUCCCAGCUUGUCUACCAACAUAUAUCCCUUGACUGGUGAAAGAUAAAUAGCAGCCUUUUAUGAAAGCUCAUAGUGUAAUGGAGAUAUAUUCUCAUAUUGGCCAUGUGAGUGUGAUUUCUUUAUGAAAACAUUCCAUACUGUUAAACCGUUCAUCUAGUUAGUACUUACACCAAUACUUAUCAUGCAAUUUUAUUCCCCCUUGAAAAAUACUACUGCAGAAUAUAAACUUUUCUGUAGACAUUGCUGGUUAGCUACCUAACCCAAACUGAAAUUCAUGGAAGAUAUGAUUUUGUAAAUAAGCUUGUGCUAAUCUGAGAAAAAUGCACUUGAUUACUAUCAAGAAACAACAAAUCUGUAGCCUUAGACAGUCUUACACUGUUCUGUUUGAUAAAUCAGCCAGGUAUGUGCCAAAGAACACUGAAAAGAAAAUAUACAAAUAUCAUGUUUUGACAAAUUGCACCUUAAUUGUGUGAGAGGCAUAAUACUGUAUGUAUUUAAAUACAAUAUGCUAUAAAUGAAAUGUGCAAAGUGUAAACAUGUUUGUACAAAUAAAGGAGUGUACAGUGUAAAUCUUGUGCAAAAUUAUUUUUUCAAAAAUAUUUGUACAGCUUUGCUAUUGCUAGAGGAAAAAUGUUCUUAAAUUAAUGGUAUUUUGCCUUUUCCUUGCACCCUUCAGUACUAUACAUGUCCCCUUUCUUUGAUUUCAAUAAAUAGUUCUGGUCAUCCA